This is a messenger RNA of Rotaria socialis, 813 nucleotides long. The record is from the annotation of a GenBank genome assembly. NCBI's taxonomy places the organism in Eukaryota, Metazoa, Rotifera, Eurotatoria, Philodinida, Philodinidae.
AUGGACACUGAUGGAGAUGGAAAACAAAAAGCAGCAGAAAAUGCGCAUAAACUUUUAUUCCCACAUAUCCUUACUACAUUCACUAAUCUGCAAUAUUUAAGUUUUGGUUCAUCUUCAUUUUGGUAUCAACAGUUAUCUUUCAAUAUUUCGUCUCCAACUAUUAUCUCUUCAACUCUGUUAGAAUUAUACGUUUGUUUGAACACUUUUAUUGAUUGUCUUUAUUUACUUGAUGGACGUUUCAAUCAGCUUUGUAAAUUUUAUGUUAAAAUUGAAUUCAUAACCAUUUCACGUUUAACAAUCAAUAAUAAGAAAAAACUACCUAAUCUAAGAUCAAUUUUGCUAUGUAGUGAUAUUAGUACAGAUCUCUACGAUGAAUUAAUUGUACCACUUUUACAUCGAAUGCCAAAUUUAGAAGAACUUGAUUUAUCUCUUCUAGUUUGUGUCAAAACAAUAUUUAUUCAUGGCAAUGUCUUAAAGACAAUUGAUGAACGUUCUUUUGAACACAAAUUUUUUCUUCAAAUUGCUCAAUCAUUUCCACUGUUGAGAGAAUUAACUGUAGUUAAUCAGAAACGACAAACUGAUAAACAAAUUAGAAAAUCAGAAAACGAAAAUAAAGACUUUCCAAUCAUUGAAUAUCUUCAUCUUGCUCGUCUUGAUCUUGCUGGUGCUCACAUAGAUUAUCAUGAACAAUUUUUAGUGGACACCAAAACGUGUUCACCAAAUAAUCUUCGCCUUUCAAUGAAUUAUCAAUCUGUGAAAAAGGUGACACGCAAUUUAAGACGGAAUACAACUCGAAGAAUUGUGCGAAACUGA